This is a messenger RNA of Seriola aureovittata, 5642 nucleotides long. It is a transcript of the gene lonrf2, whose product is annotated as LON peptidase N-terminal domain and ring finger 2. Gene Ontology annotation, molecular function: protein binding. Bases 1007 to 3307 code for a protein of 766 amino acids. The record is from RefSeq and is a predicted model, not a curated record. The transcript has 12 exons. Lineage: Eukaryota; Metazoa; Chordata; Actinopteri; Carangiformes; Carangidae.
GCAUGAAAUCCAAAGAAGCGACAACCUUUAGCCGUUGAGGCUAGCUGGCAAUCGACCAAGAUGGAGUACCGUAGUGAAAGAUUUGUUAUUGUCGGGGUACCUUUUACGUUUUUUAAGAGGACAUGACAUCCGGAUGCGUUAAGACACACGAGUUUUUGGACAUCGGGUCGUAAAGACUUCGUUUGUGGAGUUGGACGCCAGUUAACCCGCUGUAACGUUAGCUAGCUCCGUCGGCUUCACUGCUCCCGGGGUCUCUUAUAUAAAAACAACGGCUGCGGUUCACUCGAGCAAAGACGGGCUCCGGGGUCGGUAGCUAAAAGAUAUACAAUUAUCCUAUACUUUCAUGUACUUUCAACUAUUUUAAAACCUAAACUUAGACUUUGUUGAGUUUACAUUGUGUCUUACCGACGAGUUAGCGCAAUAGACGGAAUGGAAAUUAAGCUUCUUACUUGCUAACGUUAAGCUCAAAGGAUUUUACCCUUUGGUUCUAGACUAGGCAUCAAAAUGCCCUAGAAUCGUUUCUCUUUUCUAUUAAAAGCGACGUUAUUCAGGAAAGUUUGUGUUUGUAUACGAGAGACGUUAUCAGACCGGCUCCUUGUUUUGAAGCGAGCGAUAGAGGUUUGAUAAACAGACUGUUAGUUAAUAACACCGACCUAACACCUCCUACAAGCCAUAGCCGGUGUUUACAGAGACCAUAUCCCCUGUUAACUUUAUUGCAUGAGGCUAUAGUUGUGUUUUUGAGGGACCGCAAUGUUAUACAGACGUCCUAUUUUAUUGGGGUUGAGGUCGUAUGACUUGGAAUUGGUCCUAACCUACUUCCAGUGGCCAGCAGUGAGAGUCGGGCACAAUCUUGAGGUUUUAUUUGCCAGCGAGACGUCAAAUGACAGUAAGCCUGACUUUAGAGGUAUGAUUUCUGAGCAGCGUUGGGAGUUGGGUCUGCUUAAGCCAGACUGUCAGUGAACCUCUUCUUCGUCUUAGUAUCUGAAUUUCCCUCUGGGAGAAGAAGAUGGAGACGGGAGUAAGGUCUCACCAGGGCGAGCUGUUCGUCCACCCACUCUCCAACCCCGGGGCUGCAGGGAUAUGCCCCGAAAUGCUGGAGGUGGCAGAGGAAGCCAACCGGGCUGGGGACUUUAGCCUGGCCGUGGAGAUCUACAGCUCCCAGCUCGCAGACCUCCAGCAGCCGGACAGGGGCUUGUGUCUGAGGAAGGCUGACUCUCUGGCCCGCGCUGGACGGAUAUCUGAGGCGCUUGAGUCUUACUGCAUAGCGGCCAGCCUUGCUAAACUGCGCCCGGAGGAGCUUCCCCUCCUGGUGGAAACCAUUGCCCGGACUCUCCGUGAGAAAGAGCUGGGCAUCCCCGGGACGCUAAACGGCCACGGUAAAAGCAGCAGCGGGGAAGAUGGGUUUGAAAGUAACGGGGAGUGUGAAGAUGAUGAAGCCCUGGACUUGUUUUCUUGUCGCCUUUGCAAGUGUCUGCUCCAUGAGCCCACAACCCUGGAGUGCGGACACACUUUCUGCAAAAGCUGCUUAGAGGACGAAACUGUCAAAGACUGUAUACAAUGCAAACAAAAGUUGAACAAAAAAGAUGGACUGCCUAACGGCCGAAGAUUAAACGUCGUUCUCAGCGGCCUGUUGGACAAACUGUUUGCAACUGAGAGCAAAGCUAGGAAACUCUGGAUCGAAGGAGAGGUGUUGUGGAAAAAACAGAACCUCUCGGAUGCUUUGGAGAAGUACAACGAGGCGGUGGAUCUAGUGCCCUCUUCAGGCAGACUGCUGUGUCAACGGGCUGAAUUGCACAUGGAGAUGAGGAGCUUCAGCCAAGCAGUGCAGGAUGCCAACAGCCUCUGUAGAAUAAAACCUCUCUGGACAAAGGCUCACUAUCUGAAAGGCACAGCACUUAGUAAAGCAGGCCGGAACGAUGAGGCCUUGCAGGAGUACUUCCAGUGUUUGGCACUGAAGCCUGACUGGACCAAAGUCAAACUGGAGGCUCAGAAGGUCCUUAGCGAGCUGUUCUCCUCUGUGUUUGAGAAUGAGGACCUGCCAACGCCGCUGCAUCCUCUGCAGGGAGGGUUGGCCACCCGACUCAUCAAACCCCCUGCCUUGCUCAGAUCCCUGAGGCCACUCACACAGAGACCAGGCUCCUCCUCACAGGACUCAGAGUUCACUGUGACUAAAAGCGCUCCAGUGGACAAAUCUGACCCUUCUGCAGAGGAGGGCAGCACGAAGAGCCUGGCCGAUGUUCUGGCUGCACUGCCAGCGCCCCCUGGUGGCCUUAAAAGGAAACACAGCAGUGAUGGAACCUCAGCACCCUUCAACCCCCCCUCCAAAUUGCUCAGACCUGAUGAGGCGAGCAGCAUUCAGACGGUCUCACUGUGCGGAGGGAGGAUGGUUCCUGCUGAUCUGUUGGACAGUGGAGACAUGGAGUGCUCACUGUGCAUGAGAUUGUUCUAUGAGCCCGUGGCCACUCCCUGCGGACACACCUUCUGCCUCAAAUGUCUGGAGCGCUGCCUGGACCACAACCCCAACUGCCCUCUGUGCAAGGAGAAUCUGUCUGAGUAUCUGGCCACCAGGGGCUACAACAAGACCCUGCUGAUGGAGGAAGUACUGCAGCGUUACCUAGGAGAUGAGUUGACAGAGAGGAAGAAAAUCCAUGAAGAGGAGAUGAAGGAGUUGUCCAACUUGAACCAGGAAGUGCCCAUCUUCGUGUGCACCAUGGCCUUCCCCACCAUCCCCUGCCCACUGCACGUGUUUGAGCCACGCUACCGCCUCAUGAUCCGCCGCUCCAUGGAGACCGGUACCAAGCAGUUCGGCAUGUGUAUAGCUGAUGAGCUCAAAGGCUUCGCUGACUAUGGCUGCAUGCUGCAGGUGCGUGACGUGAAGUUCUUUCCUGACGGUCGUUCGGUGGUCGACACCAUUGGUGUGUCACGGUUCAAGGUUCUCAGCCACGGCCAAAGAGAUGGCUACAACACUGCCAAGAUAGAGUACCUGGAAGACAAAAAGGUGGAGGGGGAGGAGCUGGUGGAGCUUCUGAAGCUGCACGACUCAGUGUAUGACCAAGCCAACAGCUGGUUCACCUCGCUGAAAGACAACAUGAAGAGCCAGAUACUCAGCCACUUUGGACACCUUCCCAGCAAAGACCCCGACCCACAGGCCAGUCCCAGUGGUCCGGCCUGGUGCUGGUGGCUGCUUGCUGUUCUUCCGCUGGAGAAUCGAGCCCAGCUCACCAUCCUGGCCAUGACCUCCUUCAAGGACCGCCUCAUUGCAAUCCGCAGGGUCCUCAUCUUCGUCACGCGCAAGAGGCCGCGGUGAUCGCCCAGCCAGUCGAGAGACAGACCGGAAACACUGGGGCUUCUAUGCAGUUCAGCAAUUUGUUCAUUCGUGUUUUUUGGUCAUUCGGUCCCUCGUCGACUUAUUCAUUCACUCGUUUAUACCUGUAUCAACUCAUCCUGUAACCCAUCUACUUCUACAUCAGUUCAUUCUCUCAGAUGCUCAUGAACCUCUUCCUGUGUCAUGUGGCCUCUCUGAGUGCACACGUCUGUUCUGUUGAGAGUGGUCAGGUGGGUCGGGAUGCUGGUAUGAGGGCAUUCAGUUCUCCUCUGUCUAUCUGUUCAUGCAGCCACUCCCCCAACCAACAACUGUACUGGCUGAAUUGAGCUACUACACAUUUUUAAACAAGUGACCUCUCAGCUCUUGUUCUCUGCUAAGUUGGAGGUGAAAUCAGUCCGGCUGAGCCGUGUCACUUCCAUAAAGGUCAUUUCUGGGAGAUUUUUUUGACUCUCUAUUAUGACAGAACAAAAAUCCUGUUAUCACACAAGCACUGUGAGCGGGAAAGGUUGAGGAUCAGUUUCAAGAGCAAUUCAUUUUUUCUACAUAUACAAAGCAGUAUUUCACAUAAGCUGAAACAGAAGUCGGCCCCGUCACAGAGCCUUGUGGCGUCCCACAUCCUCAACCGUGACAGCUUGUACAGGUACGGAAUCAAAACAAAAACUCACUUACUGAAAUAUGAAGCAAAAACACUUGGCAUGACGGUAACACACAAACGUGAAUGUACUGUGUCUGGCUGUAGUAUGUUGGGGUCUUCUUUUUUUUUUUCUUCUCCCUUCUAUGUUUAUAGAGUCCAUUUAGUGAGGUGCACAUGAGGUCAUAUUCCUGUAUGUGCACUAGCAACAGCUGCUUCACUUGAAAUCUUCCUGACUGAGCCAAAAUUCAUGUGCAAAAACCUGGAACUUUAUAUCUGCUGCCUCACCUGGCAGCAGGCACGUACCUCAGAUUGUCUGAUAGAGAGUAGGGUUCACCAUGAGAGUGGAUGUUUUCAGAAAGGAUUGUGAUUAUGCCCGUGCUCACACUAAAAGCCACAGAAUACAAUGUGUGAGAACAAGUGCAACUCUACAACAACAUGCUCCACUUGUUCUGAGAGAAGAUUCAACAUGCGAUUGAAGAGUAAACAAAAGUCGGGCUAUCACAGAAAGUUCUAGUUGCAUUUAGGAAAAUGCAGAUACAAAUGCAUCCUCCCAGAUACAGUGGAUCUGGAACUUUUAUGUCCUAUUGUAGCAUAUCUCUGGGACUUCAAAUACAGACUUAGUUGUAGGUUUUUUUGUUUCUCUCUCUGCUAUGCCCUUAUGUGUAUGUGUAUGGUGAAAUUCUAAGUUGGGUGAUUUAUAUGUAUAUCAAUGUAACUCGGAGGCCUUUUUAAUGUUUUAUUUAAGGAACAUUUCAACCUCUCUCUUUCAAUCUCUUUCUCUUUCAGUACAUUUACAUGCACACUGUAAUGCAAUUCCUGGGCUGGAAGUUGAAGAGUUUUCUUGCAAACAAAUAGUUGUGUUUUAUAAUCGAUGUUUCUCACCAAAACACAGUGUGUCCUUGAGGCCUGACAAAUGUCUUUAAUAAAUUUCUUUUCUCACAAAACAUUUGCAAACUGGAUUUUAAAAAAAAUAUUUUUGAACUUUCAUUGUUUGUUAUCUCUUUCCUUGAAGAACACUGGUUUAAUAUUCCACAACAGUGACCUCAUAACACAAAUGAAUGGAUUACAGGUACCAUUGUUGAUUUUUGACCACAUGUUGGACUGCAGAGCAAUGUUUUUCCACUGAUCAACAUCUGUCCAGGUAACAUAAACAUGCAGGGUACCAGCAAACUGCAGAGAGGAAGAAGAUGGCUAACUGAUGUAAACAACGAAGGUUUCAAAAAUAUUCAGAACAUCAGCUUUGCAAAUGUUUUUUGCUCAUGAGGAUUCAGUUUGUUUUGGUGAGAAACUGAGUGAAAACCUAACUGUGUGCUUCUGAGGAUAAAGUGCACCUUUUAAUGUCUGGAAAUGUUGAAGGAAAUGUUGAUGACCUAGAUUUAACUAUAUCUGCAAGUCUUAAAGUCAAAUGAAAACUCCCACGAGUAAAGACCAGUCCUUGUCACAUUAACUUUAAGCUGGUUCAGAUGUUUUUUCAUAGGACGGCUGUGGUUGUAAUUGCAUUAUUAGCAUGCACGAAAAUGCACUGUGUCUGUAUAAUUCUGUCCUUCCAAAAGUUUGUGACUCCUCUGCAGUCUCUGGCUCUCCAUACGAGAGCGGUGUUCACAAUGUGCUGCAUUUCCCUGGUAUAUUUGUAAAGGGAGCUCUUUUACUUAUUUUUUAUUGCAAAUAAAGAAAAUACAUUUA